AGCUAGCUGUAGGGGGCGGUGACCGCGCUCUUGGGACAGCUCCGCGCCCUGGGCGGGACAGAUCCAAGUUGGGAACAGCUGUGGGACCCGGGCAUCCAAGAUGAGGCCGACGCUCGCCCUGUGCCUCCUCUGGCAGGCUUUCUGGCCUCGGCCUGGCUGGGGCGAGCACCCCACCGCCGACCGCGCGGGCUGCUCGGCCUCGGGGGCCUGCUACAGCCUGCACCACGCUACCAUCCAGAGGCUGGCGGCCGAGGAGGCCUGCAGUCUGCGCGGCGGGGCGCUCAGCACCGUGCGCGGGGGCGCAGAGCUCCGCGCGGUGCUUGCACUCCUGCGGGCAGGCCCGGGACCCGGAGGGGGCUCCAAAGACCUUCUGUUCUGGGUGGCGCUGGAACGCGGGCGAUCCCACUGCACCCUGGAGAACGAGCCGUUGCGGGGUUUCUCCUGGCUGUCCCCCGACGCCAGUGGGUCCGAAAGCGACACGCUGCAAUGGGUGGAGGAACCCCAACGCUCCUGCACCUCUCGGAGUUGCGCGGGACUCCAGGCCACCCGGGGGGUCGAGCCCGCAGGCUGGAAGGAGAUGCGAUGCCACUCGCGCGCCAAUGGUUACCUGUGCAAGUACAAGUUUGAGGGCUUGUGCCCCGCUCCGCGCCCCGGGGCCGCCUCUAAUUUGAGCUACCGCGCGCCUUUCCAGCUGUCAAGCGCGGCGCUGGAUUUCAGUCCCCCAGGGACCAAGGUGAGUGCGCUCUGCCCCGGGCAGCUCUCCAUCAUAGCCACCUGCAUCGCGGACGCGGUCAGUGCGCGCUGGGACGGGAUACCCGCCGGGGCUGAGCUCUGUCCCUGUCCCGGGAGGUACCUCCGUGCUGGCAAAUGCGCGGAGCUCCCUAACUGCCUAGACGACUUGGGAGGCUUUGCCUGCGAGUGCGCCGCGGGCUUCGUGCUGGGGAAAGACCAACGCUCUUGUGUAACCAGUGGGGAAGGACAGCCGGCCCCUGAGGGGACCAAGGUGCCCACCAGGCCGGCCGCUACUGCCAGCCCCGUCCCGAAGAGAACAUGGGCACCCACGGUAAAGGAGAAGCCAGCAGAUAUACCCCAUGUCCCUGGACAAGGCAGUUCAGCAACAUCUUUUCCCGAGAUUCCUCAUUGGGGAGCACAGAGCACGACGUCUACCCUUCCGAUCUCCCCUCAAGCCAGCUCACAGGCCGCCACCACCUCUUCAGGAAGCGUGACUCCCAAGUUUAAUUCCACGUCUUCUUCUGCCAUUCCCCAAACUUUCGACUCCUCCUCCACGGUGGUAUUCAUACUUGUGAGCAUAGCGGUCGUAGUGUUGGUUAUCUUGACCAUGACAGUACUGGGGCUUUUCAAACUGUGCUUCCACAAAAGCCCUUCCUCCCAGCGGAGAAAGGAACCCUUGACCCAGCAGGGCAUGGAGAGUGAUACUGAAGCCGCUGCUCUGCGUUCCAGUUCUGUACAUUGCACAGACAAUGGGGUGAAGGUGGGGGCCUCUAGUCUGCGGGACCCAGCAGAGGGCGCCUCCCAGACAGGGUCCUCUCUUGGCUCUGGUGACACAUAGGGAAAUGGAACAAUGGGCACUUCAGAGCAGAGUUUUUCACUUUCAAUGAAAAGGGAGAAGAAAUCCCUUAUUUAUGGGACUAACUAUUCUUAUAGGAAAUCCCCUUCCCCCAAAUUCCCUCUACUCCACUAAGGAGCCAAAUCUGAACUAGACACUCAUUUCCUGAAGAUGGAAGAUGUCGAAGUGCCUUAUGGUGGGAUUGGGGGCCAGAAUCCUACUGGGGAGUGGUAUUUACUUGUGCUGAUUCUGGGGGAUUUGGAGAAGUGGUUGGACUUUUGAGAUAUGGGAAGCAAACAGAGAACAGUACAAUAAAAAAAAAAAAUUAACCAACUUGGAAAGGAAACUGUCUGCUUCCUUCAGGCUGGACAUAUAUUUGUUUGAAGUUCCCAGGAAAAAAAUAAAGGAUUGUUGAUAACCCACACUCAGAUAUCAUUGGUCUUCUGGAGGAUUGAUUAUUUAGGAAAAACAGCUGAGGGACAUGCUGAGCAUAGAAACAAGGGCACCUCCUUCUCUCAGAUUGAAGGGGAAAUCUUCAAGUCCUUGUAACGAAGAGUCGCUCUUUAACAACCAGCAACCUUUUUCCUAGUUCUUUUAUACUUUGCUUUCAAAGUCACUGCUACUUAUGUGCUCAGCUAUAAAUCCAAACUGUAGUGUUGCCAGAGUAGCUGGCUCUGGAAGCAAAUUAGAGUUGACCACCAAUUCAAGUGUUUACUGUGUGUCCUUGCUCAAGGAAACAAAUGAUUUGUGUUUUCCUUUUCCAACAUUUGCUCUCCAGUGUAAUGACCUUCCCAACCAAGUAGCCCUCUCCUAAGCAUCAGGAUGCUGAUCCUCACUUCCAAUUAUGGCAAUGUUAAUUUCCAAUUAAAACGUUAAUGCUAAGUAUUGAUUUGAAAUCUUUUGGGUGCAUUAAAGCAAAAAUGAGCUGGAUUUCUUCCAAAGUUGCUAGGUUUUCAUGCACUCUUUACUUCAUGAAAAAAAAAACUUGAAUUCCAAACUAUUUCCUUACCUCCCUUUUAAAAAGUGUGUGCAGUGACCAUACAUGCCUAUCUUGGAAUGUUUAUAAUAACAGUCAUGGUAACAGCUCUCCCUAAGAAUUAAUAGCAUAAGAAGUCAGUGGUAAAUACAAAUGUUUAUCAUCUUCUUAUGACUUGGAGCAUUAGAAAGUAAUCUAAAUGACACAUUCAUCUAAAAAACAAUUACGUUGUAAUAAUCAUUAUCUAGUGGAGUUGAGACCCCUAAAAAAGAUUCCACUUCUAUAGUAUGCUAAGACUUUAAGACGAAAUGUGUGAGGGUUGUGACAUGCAGAGAGAAAAACAAGCCUAGUAACCAGGAAGAAUGAAAAUAGGAAGUUUGCGCUAUGUUUUCAUGGGACCAUUUUGAUGUUCUUAAGUGUACAAUGUAUAAAAUACAUAUAUAAAAUAUAUAUGGUAUUGUGACAUUAGAGGAGUAAAGUAGCAGGUAAUUUGCUUCAUAUAUUAAAUAUAUGUCAUAUAUA
Molecule: messenger RNA, 3065 nt
Organism: Lutra lutra (Eurasian river otter)
Lineage: Eukaryota; Metazoa; Chordata; Mammalia; Carnivora; Mustelidae
Gene: CLEC14A
Product: C-type lectin domain containing 14A
Exons: 1
Coding region: 101-1570 (489 amino acids)
Biological process (GO): cell migration
Cellular component (GO): extracellular matrix; external side of plasma membrane
Molecular function (GO): extracellular matrix protein binding; extracellular matrix binding
Source: RefSeq, a predicted model, not a curated record